Messenger RNA from Aspergillus candidus, 1044 nucleotides. Its product is annotated as phosphoglycerate mutase family protein. NCBI's taxonomy places the organism in Eukaryota, Fungi, Ascomycota, Eurotiomycetes, Eurotiales, Aspergillaceae. The transcript is spliced from 4 exons. The record is from RefSeq and is a predicted model, not a curated record. Bases 1 to 1044 code for a protein of 347 amino acids.
AUGCCCUUAGACACAAUAUAUCUGACCCGCCAUGGCCACCGCCUAAACUGGACAAUCAACUACCAAACCGGCGAAUACAAAUCGCAAUUCCCAACGCCGACAGGAAACCCCGCGGACCCGACCCUCACGUCGCACGGCGUGCGGCAGUCGCGCGAGCUGGCGGACCAUUUGGUUAGUGAGAGGGUCGUGCCGAAGCCGUUUCGCGUUUAUAGUAGUCCGUUUUAUCGGUGUUUGCAGACUAUUCAGCCGGGGGUGGAGGCGUUGAAGGUGAGGAUAGGGAAGGAUGGGAGUGGGAUUGAUGAGGGGGCGGUGUUGGAUGUUAGGGUUGAGAAUGGGGUUGGAGAAUGGUUCGGGCCAACCUCCUUCUUCCACCACCCAUCACCCUCCACGCUCUCGACCCUCAAAACGCACUUCCCAACCAUCCUCCCAGACACAGACACAAUACCCCCCCAGCAACAACCAAACGUGAUCCCCUCCACCCGCGGCGAAACCAUCGCCCAGCUCCACGACCGCCUCGCAACAGCCCUAUCGUCCAUAAUCGCCGACGUCGACGCCGAGGUAGCCGCCCACGAGCAAGCCACCGGCUCGCACUCCAGCAAAGCCAUCCUCAUCUGCUCGCACGCAGCGCCUCUCAUCGCUAUCGGCCGUGCCUUGACCGGUAACAUGCCUGAUGAUCCGGACGUGGAGGACUUCAAUGUUUUUACGGCUGGGUUGAGUACUUUUCGGCGGAGGAUGCCCUCGCCUGUCGAGGGUGCACACGGCAGUGGUAAUAGCGGAAGCAACACAUCCUCCCUCGCACCAGGAACAAAACUCACCAAAGACACAAUCACGGUCCCGCAAUGGCGAGGCGGCCGUGGUGUCGGCGGGGGGUGGGACUGUAUCGCGAAUGGGGACUGCAGUUUUCUGAGCGAGGGUGCUGAACGGGGGUGGCACUUCUGCGGCGAAGAAUCCUUCGAUACAGGACCGAUGGCUCCACCUUCUGCGUUCCCGACUUCGGGUCGGGAUUCCUCCAUUGAGGCGUCUAGGACGGGGACAAAGCUUUGA